AUGGCGGGGUCAGGCAAGAAGGGUAAAGGCAAGGCCAGCAGUAACAAGAAGAAUAAGAAGGGAAAGAGCCAGGAAACAUCAGAGACCCCUGCGUCCCAAUCUGAUCUUCCUGCUGAACAAGAGGAGCAACAGCAAGAUCAACAACAACCAGAGUCUCCAACAGACGUGCAUCCCCAACAAACGGAGGCAGAACCUAUAUCUGACUCUCUUCCGGAAUCUGCACCGGAACUGGAGUCGACAGUAGGACCGGAACCGGAGCCAGUGCCUGCUGCAUCAGAAGAGUCAGCAUCUGCGCCAGGCUUAGGACUGGAGCAGCCAGAACCUGCUGUCGAGGCAACUUCGGCCGCUGAGGAAACAGAGAAACCAUCUCAAUCACCUGUCGACGUUGACGAUGGUGACUUUGCCCAGUUCGUGACUAGCCCUGAUCCCACCAGUCAACCGCCAGGCGAGAACGAUGCACAGAACGAUACCUUUAAAGCUCCUGCGAAUACGAACUUGGAGGAUUUAGAUCCAUGGGAGGCACCUGUUGAGAGGGUCGAAGCGAACCAAGAGAACAACGACGACUUUCUGGAUGGACAAAGUGGCACAGCAGAGCCCACGGAGACACCAGUCACUGCACCACAGAGCCCUGUUAUCCCAUCAGCCCCAAUUUCAGUUCCUCUGCAAUCUCCCUCGUUGACAGAGGCUCAAGCUACUGCGGUCUCACCUCACUCAAACGCCGCUCCUUUAGAAUCGGAGUCUCACAUUUUCGCCCAGUCUAAUCCUUUCUCUGAGCCAACUGUCACUUCAACUGUACAUCAAACUACUACUCCUGCUUCCAAGCCCGGUUCACCUACCCCCGAAUUUGUUUCUCUGCCCGUUCAACCUACUUCGUCUGAAUCUCAGGUUGCAUCACCUCCACCAGAAGGUGCUUCAUCAGCUUUCAAGCCAGCUUUACCUCAAGCACAGGCUGUGUCUACGCCACGAGGCAUUUCGCAUGCGCCCGAAUUCACUUCGUCAGUUUUCAAGCCUUCAUCACCGGAGCCUCAGUUUUCUUCGCCUCCACCAGAAGCUGCCUCGCCGACAUCUAAGUCUGCCUCCCCUGAGCCACAGACAGAACCUGAACAACACGCUACUUGGCCUCUAUCCCAUCGUGCCUCGCCGGUGCCACAGACCGCUUCAGCUUCACCGCAGCAGGCAGCCUCAGCCAUGGCCCAACCUGCUCCACCAAAUCCCGAGAGCGCCUUUCCUAUGGAAAUGGCAGCUUCUUCUCCUGCCCAGAUUUCAUCUCCCAUCUACCAUCAAGCUUCACCCAUGGCGCAGCCUUCUUCACCAUUGCAGAAGACGAUCUCUCCUAUUAUGAAGGCCACAUCCCCUGUGCAGAAGAUUGCCUCUCCCAAGAUCAGCAGUCCCCUUGCCCGUGCUGUGUAUAUGUCACCAGUCAUGUCACCCCAUGGUACACCACCACAACCACCUCCACCAGCCCCAACAGCACCUCCGUCGGUGGCCCCUAGCUUUGCUACAGCGUAUCAUUCUCCGAUAAUGAGCUCUGCUGGGUAUUUGCCCCAGUAUGCUUACUAUUCCCACCCAUCACCACAUACGCAACCCACUCCCCGUGGCUCAAUGGACCCAAACUCCGCAGGGUCUUUCCAGGCUUUGCGGGACUUGGGCUUUGCCAAUGGAAACGGAGUCAACGAAAAGGGGACAGUGUCACCUCCCGAGCAUGACGAGCCAAUCGAGCUUUUGCAAAGGAUUCAAGAUGCUAUUCCAGACAUUAAUCGUCUGCUCGGUAGUUAUAAAAAUACAAAGGGCAAGCUACAGGCGCGGGAAGUUGAGUUCAAGCAAAUAGCUAGCCAACAUGAACAGGCCUUGAUGCACAAAGACUUCUAUAUCGAAGCUCUGCAAAAUCAGAUGAGAAAGACGGCAAACGAAAGCGCGGAAGAGUCUAGCCGACUGAAGAACACUAUCAACGAGCUUCGGAUGGAAUUGGGGAACCUUGAAGACAAACGGAAAGAUAUCGAAGAAAGACUGGAGGAUUCCGAGAAAGCAAACGAGGAGAUAUCGAAGUCGAAGAUUGACCUUGAAGGGCAGGUUAAGACGUUGAACACCGAUAUCCAGGAAGCGCAAGAGGCCCAUGAGAAAGAAUUGGAGAGGCAGAAAGAGGAAAAGGCCGAAGCUUUGGCCACGCAGAAGCAAGAACUCACCGAGCUUUUCGAGGAGAUCAAGGCCGAAGAUGAGAAGGCAGCGGCUGAAACCCUGGCAGCGCGCGAAAAAGAGCUACUCGAUCAGCAGGAGUCGAUGCAAGCAGAACAUGAAAAGGAGAAGGCACAAAUGCAGGAGUCCUACAGCACUUUGCAGUCGGAAUUUGACACCAAGGUGAAAGAGCUAGAUUCCACCAAGACUGAGCUGGACAACAAGCAGAAGGAGUUGGAAGAAUCGCGCGAACAGCAUGCAAAAGAAGUGGAGGAUCUCCGACAGACCCAUGCCAGCGAAGUAGAAGAUCUCCAACAGACACAUGCCAACGAAAUGGAAUCUCUCAAUCGCAACCAUGAAGAGAAAGUGGCCGAAAUGGAGAGUCAGUUCAGCGAAAAGGAGCAGCACUGGGCCGACGAGAAGACCGACCUGGAGAAGCAGCUCUCAGACAAAUGCGAAGAACUUACCAACUGUGAACAUGAGAUCAAGAAGCUGGAGGAAGCCAGUGUUGUCAAGGAGAAGCAGCUCCAACAUGCAGUGGAAGGGAUGCGUGUCACUAUUGAUAACCUGGACAAUGACUGUGACAGAUUGAGAAAGACUUUACACAGCCUUGGAGAAGCCACUGACCUUAAGAGCACGAAGGGCGAUUCGUUCUUUUUGGACUGCUUCGGCCAACUUUCCCGUCUUAUUGUCUCCCUGUCCAAGGAGCACUUUGCGUACCUCCCAAUUGAUCCUCCCAAGGAUAUCUUAUCCAAGAUUCCACCGGAACUUCCAUCGUUCCUGGAUAAUACCCCGGCCUCACGCGAGUUGCGUGCAGCAUACGUGCAGCACGUCGUUUCCAAGACCUUGACGUACCGGAUAUUCCAUCCAUUUCUGUUCACCCUGGGACGCAGAUACGACAAAGCGGACACUUUCUUCCAACUUCUGUCGAUGGACAUCCGACGGAAGUCCGUGCGGCGCGAGGCUUUUUGGAGACAGCAAACACUCAAGGCCGCGUACACAACCUCGGAUGCGAAGCAAUCGAUCAAUGUCGUGGCGGCCGUAAUCGUCGACGAAAUCACCAGCCACGUCAAACAUCUUGCGGACCCCAGACACCUCGACACGCUGGUGAUCGACGUGCGGAAAAUCGUGAAGCUCGCUGCCGAGACCUGGAGGCUUGCGCGUGUUGAACGGGAGCUCAUUUUGGCGUCCUUUCCGGCCCCCGAUGCAGACGGGACGUUGAACGACGAGUGGGAUGAGUAUGGAACGGCCAAGGAAGGAUGUCUGAGCUCCAAGGAAGACCCUAGCCGACAUGUCAUUCUGCGAACCUUCCCCCGGAUCAUCCGAGAGGCGGCCCACGAAGACUUCACAGAGGAUAAAGAGAGAGCUAGCCCCUGCACAUAUUCCCCAGGGGGCGUUCUGUUCUCCGACUCCCCCAUGGUCAUGGCCCGACUGCAAGAAUUGGCGAAGAAGUCAACGGACAGCCUGAAUGGCGGCGAGGAGAUGCCUCGGGGCGGCUCUAGAUGUCAAGGAAGCCGAGACAGCUUGCACAAUGAGAAAUGCUCUUUGGAGGGCGAACCAAUCCUAGGGGGAUCGGGUGAAGGGGACCAAGCCGUGAAGGCUUAA
Messenger RNA from Aspergillus tanneri, 3777 nucleotides. RefSeq lists its product as uncharacterized. The record is from RefSeq and is a predicted model, not a curated record. Lineage: Eukaryota; Fungi; Ascomycota; Eurotiomycetes; Eurotiales; Aspergillaceae. The transcript has 2 exons. The coding region runs from base 1 to 3777 and encodes 1258 amino acids.